This is a messenger RNA of Macrosiphum euphorbiae (potato aphid), 210 nucleotides long. NCBI's taxonomy places the organism in Eukaryota, Metazoa, Arthropoda, Insecta, Hemiptera, Aphididae. The record is from the annotation of a GenBank genome assembly.
AUGGAUGCUUUAAAGAAUAACCUGAUAAAGCAGUCUAAUACAAGAUUCAUGUCGGUAGGAGAUAUGAGUAUAGGACAGCUAUACCGGAUAAUAUGGAUGGAGAAUCGGGAGACACAGUACGGUGUCACCGUACACUGUGUGUUAGAAGCUGGUGAUGACGGAGGGAUAAUGGAAGUUUAUCUACCCAGAUCAAUUAAGAUUAAAGAUUAA